This is a messenger RNA of Caretta caretta (loggerhead turtle), 4052 nucleotides long. It is a transcript of the gene SENP1, whose product is annotated as SUMO specific peptidase 1. The record is from RefSeq and is a predicted model, not a curated record. Gene Ontology annotation, molecular function: deSUMOylase activity. Gene Ontology annotation, biological process: proteolysis; protein desumoylation. Gene Ontology annotation, cellular component: nucleus. NCBI's taxonomy places the organism in Eukaryota, Metazoa, Chordata, Testudines, Cheloniidae.
UCCCUUGAGUUUGUCGUCAGCAUCAGUGAUGUGAGCAGUCUGGAAAUGGAUGAGAUUGCUGAUCCUAUGAGGAUGGAAGCUGGUGACGCAACGUUGGCUAAUCACAACUUGAUAUUCAAGGCCUUUCCUCUACAACAGACUGCUAUUCCAGGGGAUCAGCUUUCACUGUCUGAUGACAAGUUUUUACCAAAUAAGUUUGGCAGUUUGGAGAGAUCUUUUACAUGCUCUGCGGGAAGUGCAUCAUGCAAUCCAAGUUACUACUCAGAAGUUCCAUCCUCUGAGAGUUACCGGGUGUCGGGAGAAUUGAGAAUGUUGGGACCAAGUGCCAACGGACAGUGGAGGGGUUUGGUACCCACCCUGGGUUCUAUGUUACAGAAACCUAGAGUGAGUCGAAACUUGUAUCUCGACACUCGCAAAACUCCAAGUGGAAUGUCAAAUAGUUUUGUAGGGAAGUCAAACCAUCAUUGCCACAUAUCUGCCUAUGAAAAAACGUUUCCAAUCAAGCCCGUUACAAGUCCCUCAUGCCGUCGCAGCCUGCUGAGCCCCAAGAAAACCCAGAGGAGAUUUGUCAGCACUGCAGAAGAGACAGUUCGAGAGGAAGAGCGAGAGAUCUACAGGCAGCUGCUUCAGGUGGUCACAGGAAAACAGUUCUCAACAUCCAAGCCAGCCUCGCCUUUCCUCCACCUGUCCAGAUGUUUGAGUUCCAGUAAAAACGUAGUGAAAGAAACCCCAUGCAAGAAUGCAAAACCAUUUGAAAUGUACAGCCUCGCUCCAGGUUGCCAGUCAGCUAGUGUUCUGGGAACACAGGAGCAGCCAUCACACAAGCCACCACCGUACCCUGUAUCCAGUUAUCCAUCAAAUGUAACUUUUGAGUCCGAUAAUACCAGCACUCAGCAUCAGCAAGAUAAUCUACCAGCAUCCAACGCCCAGUCUGAAGGAUCCGACUCAGUCAUUGUGCUCAAGGUAAAAGAUUCCAGAACUCCGACUCCAAGCCUUCCUUUCUUCCAAGCAGAACUGUGGAUCAAAGAAUUAACCAGCGUCUACGAUUCACGAGCUCGGGAGAGAUGGCGUCAAAUAGAAGAGCAGAAAGCUUUGGCGUUGCAGCUGCAGAGCCAGAGAUUGCAGGAGCAAGAACACUUGAUACAGGAUCCAGUGGAUUUGAAUCUUCGAGUGCCUCUUGAGAAAGAGAUCCCUGUCACAGUUCUCCCAGAAGAGAAAGAGAAUGCUAAAUCAGCUGAUAAUGAAGAGGAAUUCCCUGAAAUCACAGAGGAAAUGGAGAAGGAAAUCAAGAGCGUAUUCCGCAGUGGAAACCAGGAUGAGAUCCUGAGCGAAGCUUUUCGGUUAACGAUAACCCGGAAAGAUAUUCAGACUUUGAACAACCUGAACUGGCUUAAUGAUGAGAUAAUUAAUUUCUACAUGAAUUUGCUGAUGGAACGAAGCAAAGAGAAGGGGUUGCCAACAGUUCAUGCAUUUAAUACCUUCUUUUUUACCAAAUUAAAAACUGCUGGGUACCAAGCAGUGAAACGGUGGACAAAAAAGGUGGAUGUUUUCUCUGUGGAUGUUCUCUUGGUGCCUAUUCAUCUUGGAGUCCAUUGGUGCCUAGCCGUUAUAGACUUCAGGAAGAAAACCAUCACCUAUUACGAUUCUAUGGGUGGAAUAAACAACGAAGCCUGCAGGAUACUGUUGAGGCUUUUUUGGUUGAAUGCACUGGGAGGAUCACACCGGGAAGAGGGGACGGAGGUCCUAUUCAUGGAAAUCCCUCAACAAAUGAAUGGCAGCGACUGUGGAAUGUUUGCCUGCAAAUAUGCUGACUGCAUUACCAAAGACAGACCGAUCAAUUUCACUCAGCAACACAUGCCCUACUUCCGCAAGCGGAUGGCCUGGGAGAUCCUCCAUCGCAAGCUGUUAUGAUGACACUGUGCCAAAAGCUGGAUCCUUGAGAGAUUCUGUCAAAAGCGUCCAGACUCGCCCCUCUCAGCAAUCAGCAAUCUCCACUCCAACAGACAUGGGACUUGCACUGGUUUCCAAUCAAAGAAAUCUUAAAUGACUCAGUAUGAGUUUUUAUGAACUCUGCUCAUGGACCAGUGCAUGAUGGGAACUGUCAGAAGCACACUCGCCUUGGGUUUUUUUUUGUGUUUUGAAACCUAUUUUUACAAUCCAGUGGACAACUUUGGACAUUCAAGGAAUUUAUUUUCUGCUUCUAGAAUCUCUCGCUGUCAGUUCCACAGAGCUGAUUGCUCUACACUUUCAGGUUUCUAGAUUUCAGGGAAGGGGAAAGCAAUUACAUGGGUUUCAGCAUUCCCACUGUGAGCAGAAGAACCUAACUCUUAAACUUCGUGGUGGGUGGGGUGGGAUUUUAUGUAAUGGGCAUACUUGGGGAUGGAAGCUUUGUGGGCUGUUAGGUACCGGCACAUAGGAAGCAGCUGCUCUGUUGAUUGCCAGCAAAUGGGUAUGCUUGCAGCUGGUAGAAACUGGACAGGAAAACGCAAGCCCUUUGAGUUGAUGGUCAGAAAUGGUGAUUCUAACAAGGACUCAUUGGUCCUUUGUAUCUAUUCUGCUAGUGACCCUUCUGCUCUCUUUCAAAGCCAGCAUUUUUUCCCCCUAAUGGCAAGCUCAGCCGACGGUCCCCUGAAAUCAAUGCCUACCUAUCAGUCGUGCCCAUGGUGCCUGAGACAGAAUAGGACAUGGCGCUUGCUUCUUGUAGAGCUGACAGGAAAACUACAAGCAUGGGAUAGUUUCUUUUGCGAGCAAAUUUUUAAGCAGCCAGGAGUGAGAUGAUCCAUGGGGCUGGAUUUGCUUGGGUCAGGUGCCACUUCUACAGCAUCAUUUUUCUGACCAAGGAAAAUAAGUCUCCCAAUUUUUAACAUAAAGUGUUGUUUAUGGAAUUCAGGUACACAUACAACUUCUUGUAGAUUAGGACAAGCGUACGGAGUAUGAUUAAUUGUUUCUUAUAUUUAUAUUUGACAAGUGUUUCCCAGAGCAACGAAGAACAAACAAUUUAAUAUGUAUCUUGUUCAGCAGCUGUCCUCUUGCUUCCUUGAUUUUUAAAGUCCUACCAAGAGACAAUGGAUUUGAUUCUCGCCAGUCACCUUCAUUCAGGGCAUGCAUUUACAGCUGAGCAGUGUGGGUGUGAAACACCCCGUAUCUGAACUCUUCCCCCCACUGCUUGGUAACAUUUUGCCUAGGUAUAAAUGAUGACACAAGGUGCGAGGCCGUGGUGUUGGAUCCAGGCUCUGGAUUGAGGUUAAAACGUGCUUCCAGAGGCAUCAUUUUUAGGUACAUUCAGGCUGAGAUUUUCAAAGGAACCUAAGGGAAUUAGGCACCAAAAUCCCAUUGAUGUUCAGUGAGGAAUUAGAAGUAAAAUUUUUAGAAGCACUUAAGCCUGUUGAAAGUCAAUGGGAUGUAGGCAUUUAAGUCAUUUUAGGUAUUUCUGAAAACUUUUCCCUGGGUGUUUGACUCCCUUAUCAUUUGAAAAUCCCAGCCUUUGUUUUUGCUGAUGCAUUCAGCUGUCUAAUUUAUUAUGAAGCCUGGUGUUUUUGUUUUUUGGGGGGUGGUGGGGGUCAGGGUGUGUGUGUGUGUGGAGGGGAUGUUUGACUACAAUUUCCCAAACAACCAAGCCUAGUUUCUCCAAUUUAUGUAUCUUUUUAAUUAUCAAGUAAAGAAUUCAAUAAUGUGCUUUUGUAUUUUGUCUCCAAAUAGGGAAUAUUUUUUACAUUUUUUCUGUACCCGUAUAAGCAGUAGUUUUGUACAAAAUGUCCCCACAACUAGGUUGUGUUCUUCAUAGACUGGUUUGUAAAUUCCUUUGUCUGUGUGUGUUUUAUACCAAGCUCAUUUAGUACCUUUUUUAUCUUUUACUGCAAGUAAAGAUCUGAAACCUGAAACUGUAUUUUUUGUAAUGUUACAUUGUUAAACUGUCUGUAAAAGUGUCUAUCCUAAUAACCGAGGGACUCCAACAUUGUUUCUCUAACAAACUGUUCAUAUAGAUGGAUGGCAAAUUUACUUAAUACAUUUUUUUUGUAUUUUGAAAUAAAUAUCACUUUCAAUAAGCUGUC